Molecule: messenger RNA, 832 nt
Organism: Mercenaria mercenaria
Lineage: Eukaryota; Metazoa; Mollusca; Bivalvia; Venerida; Veneridae
Exons: 4
Coding region: 151-615 (154 amino acids)
Source: RefSeq, a predicted model, not a curated record
GCGUAUAUUGUGAGAAGCAGCAGAGAUUGAUACACGAAGCGUAUUUUACAACGUAAUUCAGACCAUAAAUAUAUAAGUAUCAGAAAAAAGGAUUAAAAAGUAUAACAUUAUCAAAAAGGAAUACAUAAAAAUUAUAUAAAUCCAAAAACCAUGCCGGUUGGAGGGGAUAAAAGCAACAAUUUUAAUGACAUUGACAGGAUAGAAAAAGCUGAGGACAGCGGCGACGACUGGAAAGUUGGAUACUCGAACACUGCGUACCAGUCAGAGAAGCCUCCCCUAGCGUCUACAUCGAGCGGCGCGCCGAGCGAGCACAGUAGUGAGCCGAGUGACCAACCACCACCGUAUGAGUCAGCCGUGGUCCCAGUCAGUGAGAAAGGCAAAGGAAUUGAAGCAUUGGAAGAUCAAGAUGACGACGAAAAGAUUUUAAAUGUGCUUCGUGAAAUUGUGAGAAAAUGCACACUAGCUAAUCCCAUGAAGAGGCCUACAGCGAAAGAAGUUCUUAAAAUGAUAGAAGAGGUGGCACCGCCGGAAUUACUGUCUGAAAAAUUCAACAUUUCCGACGACGAGGAGGAGGAAGAAGAGGAGGAGGACAGCAUGGCAAAGAAGAUUAAAUAAUGUUUAUUUCCGGACUUUUUUUUUCGUGUUUUUGUGAUUGUUGUGUUCAGUUUAGAAUUACGUUUUAAUGUGAAACAGAAGUCUGUUUUAUCUACUAAUUUAUAUUUCAUCCAACCACUGUUCCCUACCGUUUUUAUUUUUGCUUAGAGUAGAAAAAGAUUCGUUAAACUAAGUGUGCCGAAUCAAUAGUAUAAAGUAUAGUAAAGUGUUAAUUCGU